Symsagittifera roscoffensis is the source of this 2754-nucleotide messenger RNA. RefSeq lists its product as uncharacterized. Lineage: Eukaryota; Metazoa; Xenacoelomorpha; Acoela; Convolutidae. The record is from RefSeq and is a predicted model, not a curated record. The coding region runs from base 1 to 2754 and encodes 917 amino acids. The transcript is spliced from 3 exons.
AUGAUUUCCGAAAUACGAUCGGAACAGGAGGGGAUAAAAUGGCUGGGAGACAAACCAAACCAGGCAGUAGUCAUACACUCACAGAAAUGUGGAGUUCUCCUGUUAGGCGAUAUUCUGAAAGAGUGGAUAGCCAGCGGACAACAAAAAAACUUCUCCGAGCGGGUCACAGCGGUGCAGAUCGGCAGGCUCCGCCUCAUCCCGACCUAUCAGCCCCUGUGGAGUAAGGGACCUGAGGAAAUAGAAAAGUUCAGGAAAGAUUUGGAAAAUGAGCUUGCUCGAACUCCAAAAGAGAGCGUACCCAUACUGGGAGGCGAUUGGAACGCGCAAGUUGGAAGAGGGAGUCAAAGACAGGGCAUACGUGGGAAGUACGGCCUAAAGACAGAGACAAAAGAAGCUGGAGAAAGUCUACUGGAUUGGUGCGAAGAACACCAGCUACAACAUGCCAACUCCUACUUCCCAAUACGCUCCCGAGGAACAUGGUUCAACCAGAUGCACAGACGUUGGUACGAGCUCGACGGUUUCUUAAUGAGAGCUUCCGAUCGCCACCAAAUGGUCCGUAGGGUAGCCACGGCGCAGGACAUGGCAUUAUCGGACCACAAGCCCGUCUGGAUUGACAUUUGGCGCGAACAAAAAAAACGGCGACCUAGAAUAGAAAAGAACACCGCAGAUAGACUGGGAACGCAUGAGAAACAAAGAAAUGGCGGAAGCAUACCGCAAGAAGACGGAGGAAAAACUCAACAACGAGGAAGGGAAGACUGGGACUCCAUAUCGCGGAAGCUCACAGAUGCAGCGGAGGAAAUAUGUGGCACAAAGAAACGACAGAUAGCCAACCCGUGUACAGUGGGAUAUGAAGAAGAACUGAAAAGCCUACACACGGAAAUUUCCACAGAAGUAAUUCACAGAAACGAGCUGAUCAGCCAAACACUUGGAGAAUCACAUGGCAUGCUUGCCGAUGCCCUAACGGCAUCAAGAGGAAGACUGGUAGCCGCACGCAAGAAGAUGAAGAAACGCCUACGACAACUAGAAAGACUAUGGUGGGACGAAAUCAUCAUCGAGUGCGAAAACGCAGCGGAGAAAGGGGACAUGGGUACCAUGUACAAAACUUUAAGGAAACUGGGAACAAGAUCACUUAAACACCAGACAGGCACCACUAUCUCUACUGACGAAUUCAAGGCCCACUUCAGCAACUUAUCGAAGGACCGAUAUGAGAACGAACCUGGUACUUUGAUGAACACAGUCAAACAGAUGCCAGAUAAAAGCAAAGACGUCAAGUUCAUAACAGCCAACCAGAAGCUGAACACCCUUCCGUCCGAGAAAGAAAUCAUGGAAGCACUGGAUGAGGUGAGAGAAUCGGCGCCAGGCAAGGACGGGGUCCGCAUGGUAUACAUUCGCAACGCAUACUGGAAAUGGAGGGAGAAAGUCAUCCACCUGGUGAUGAGAAUGUUCACGACCAGAGCAGACCUGUGGGAAGAGUCUCUAAAGAAAGGCCAAAUAGUACCAUUGCACAAAAAAGGGAACAUCAAUGACGCCAACAAUUUCCGAGGUGUGUGCCUGCUCUCAAUGGCUAGUAGAAUUCUAGCAAGAGUGAUCGCAAACCGCCUGAGAACAUGGAGCGAAGAACUCCAGGUAUUGGACGAAAACCAAAGCGGGUUUCGACCAGGCAGGCCCACGGCAGACGCAAGCCAGAUCUUCAUAAGGAUAAGAGAGGACGUGGAAGAUCUCAGGAGACGGAGGAUAAGAGCCGGAAUCUCAGUAGAAGCCAACACAGACCCAGAAGCCAGACUUUUAGACCUAACAAAAGCUUAUCCGCGGGGCAAAGAGGGCGACAGCGAAGAAUGGACUCCCGAAAGAGGGUUAAGAGAAGGUUGCCCAUCUUCGCCUUCAUUGUUUAACAUAUACCACCAAGUGGUAAUGCGGCAAGCUGAGAAAGCCAGACUAGACAGAGCCGAGGAGAACAACGACACCACCCCCAUCGGCGAGAAGGAAGAAAUAGAGUCUGGUACAGCAACAAUAAAAGAAGUUAUGAUGAACUUCGAGGAGAAAAACAACGAAGAGAAAGAACAGAAACUAGAAUUCGGAAAGGACGGAUCAGGUGGCAUCAGAAUGCUAGGAGUGUGGAUCGGGGCGAAAGAAGACAUUAAGAACAGAAAAAGACGAGCAGGAGGACUAUGGCCAAAGGUCAAGCGCCGGCUGACAAAGAGCAGGCUGCCGAAACGAAUCCAGGCUAGAGUUGUCCAAUGCUGCGUAGAAAGCGGCUUAUUGUUUGACGCCAACGUAACGACAUGGAAAAACUCGGAGUUAAAGUCUUUGCAAAGUUGGCUUGACCGGUGCUAUAGGCACGUCUGGAGCCCAAAGUCGAAGCCGCCAUUAAUUGAAAUGCAAGAAAAAGGAGUAAAUAUGCAGGACAUCAGAAACCAACUGAACAUCAAGACGAUCCGAGGGAAAGUUGAAGGAAGAACUCUAAAACGAAUAGGCCAUGUAAUGAGAAUGGAUGACAAAAGAUUGACUAAAGCAGCUUGUCUAGGGUGGCUAAACGAUCUGCAAACCCUACCGAAAUGUCCGGGAAAAAAAGACAAAACACUACUCUACUGGCGGAAGCUCAUCAGAGAAGCGGGAAUGGAUGUGAACGAGAUAGACAAACUGACUCAGGACAGAAAAGGAUGGAGGCGAGCGGUCAAAGCACGAAUGGAGCACCUGCUCAACAGAAGCGCUCAACAGAAGCAAAAAAGGAGCUCUAGAAAAACGAAAAGAUAA